AUGAGUUCUUCAUCAAGCUCUCGCGAACCUUCACCAUCUAUGAAACAAACUUUACCAAACGAUUAUGGAGCACCUAUUGAAUAUUUCUUACGAGCUGCACAAUGGCAAAGAGCAGUCUCACCAAGGUUAGGUGUUCCACCAGCUCCUGUCAAAAAUAGCAUUUGGUCAAGUCCUUAUAUAAGAUAUGGUCUCCCACUAGGUUUGCUAGCUACAGCAGGAGCAGUUAUGAUGUUGAAAAGAAAUAAAGCAAAUGUUGUAAAUAAUACUGAAGUAGCUGAAGUUAAACAAACUCCAACACCUUC
Trichomonas vaginalis G3 is the source of this 302-nucleotide messenger RNA. Its product is annotated as repellent protein 1 family. NCBI's taxonomy places the organism in Eukaryota, Parabasalia, Trichomonadida, Trichomonadidae. The record is from RefSeq and is a predicted model, not a curated record. The transcript has a single exon. The annotation marks the transcript as partial.